GUGACAUCGAAAUACUCGUUGGAAUAGGAACGCAACCAGGCAAAGAACGUGCAGUUUAUAACACCGGUAUUUCACCAAAAGUCCAGAGGAUUUGACGCAUAUCGAACGGAUACGUAUUCAACCCAAGCGUGACAAGACAGGAAGAUGGAUGAGCUACAGGACGUGCAGUUGACUGAGAUCAAGCCCCUGCUGACCAAUAAGAAUUCCCAUAACUUCCAGGACUUUGACUGCCAGGAGCAUGAUAUUGAGACUCAGCAUGGCGUGCUCCAUGUGACCAUGAGGGGCGUUCCCAAGGGCAACCGGCCAGUAAUCCUCACCUACCAUGACAUCGGACUCAAUCAUAAGUCGUGCUUCAACACGCUGUUUAACUUUGAGGACAUGCUGGAGAUCACGCAGCACUUUGCCGUGGUCCACGUGGACGCCCCCGGACAGCAGGAGGCGGCAGCACCCUUCCCCACCGGGUACCAGUACCCGACCAUGGACGAACUGUCUGAGAUGCUGCCCUCGGUUAUGACUCAGCUCAAGGUGAACAGUGUGAUUGGGAUUGGCGUGGGAGCAGGAGCCUACAUCCUAUCCCGGUUUGCACUGAACAACCCUACUCUGGUAGAGGGCCUGGUUCUGAUCAACGUGGAUCCGUGUGCCGAGGGAUGGAUCGACUGGGCUGCCUCCAAGCUCUCUGGAUGGACCAGUAACAUCGUGGACACAGUGAUGGCUCACCACUUCAGCACUGAUGAGCUAACAGACAACCAAGAGCUGAUCCAGACCUACCGCCUUCACAUCGCCCAGGACAUCAAUCAGGACAACCUGGCCCUCUUCUGUGCCUCCUACAACGGUCGUCGGGAUCUGGAAAUCGAGAGACCAGUCAUUGGUCUGAAUGAGGACACAGUGAACACACUGAUGUGCCCUUCUCUGUUGGUGGUUGGAGACACAUCUCCUGCAGUGGAGGCAGUGGUGGAGUGCAAUUCCAGGUUAAAUCCAACCAAGACUACACUGUUUAAGAUGGCUGAUUGUGGAGGCUUGCCUCAGGUUGUGCAGCCUGGGAAACUGGCAGAGGCCUUCAAGUACUUUGUUCAGGGUAUGGGUUAUAUGCCCACGGCUGGAAUGAGUCGUCUGGUCCGAUCCCGCACCACCUCCUCCUCCAGCAUCACCUCCAUGGACAGCAUCCGCAGCCGCAACCUCAACAGCCUGCUGGAGAGAGCCAACACCACUGGGGGCCUGGACAACCAGCCUGGGCCCCAGACCAUGGAGGUCUCCUGCUAAAUCUUCCCAUCUCUCCCUCACUCCACAUAGGGUAGCAGCCCUCACCGAUGGCCCUCUCUUCCUCCCUCUCUUCCUCCAUGUCUCCCAGUCUCUCUCUCUCUCCUACCCUGCUCCGAAGCUACUCAAUGCCAGGGUGUUCUGUGAUGAAUUGUGUGAUAAAUAUGAGAAUAUAUACAAUUGAAGAUUAAAUAUAAUACUGUAUACAUGUCAAACCUCGAGCCACAAGCUGAGGGGACAAAAUAAAGGAUGAAUCAGAUAUACUGUAUACUCCAAGGGUCUAGGUACGAUCCCCCACCCAACUGUUUCUCAUCAUUUCAUAUGUAUGCAUGUGUCUUGUGCAAGUGAAUCUGGAGACUUAUUUUCCGGGUUUCAAUUACUGUUUGUCCCUCCUUUGUUCCGAUUGUUGCCUUUCACAUCUUUUAUUUAUUUGAUUCACCAUGUGUCUGUGUGUAUAGGAUUGGUUCCUCAGCACAGGAGGGGUUGAAGAGUCCCAUCUCUCACAUCCACUGUAGUCUAAACACACAUUCCUCUUCCUUCUCUUAUACUAUGUUCUAGAACACAUUUACACUUAAAACCUUCAUUCAUUGCACAUAUUUAGACACAUUUUUUGUUUGUUGUGAACUGUGAACACACGCCUCCUUUGAUUGUGUGGCAUAGUGUAGAUGUGUGUUUUCCUGUACUGUACCUUGCUGCACUGCUCUGCUCUGCCGAGUCACUCCAUUCACACUGUAGAAUGAUCACUCAAGCUGGGUGCAAACACAAGAUUCAUGACUUCCUGUACAUUUCUCUGCAUUGUGUUGUUUUCCAAAUGGCAGGUUAUACUGGCCCAAAUGACAGAAUGAAUGCGCUGUGUUUUGGUUGUUCUAGAACAUUAUACUUGCUUUUUAGGAAUAUGCAAAAAUGUAAGGAAAUUCAAUGGGAAAGAACCGUGGGCCAAUGUGAUUGUCUAGCUUCAAUCACUUCUCCUUUCAUCUGUUUCGAAAAUGUUUAUUUUGUAAUUGAUGUCGUCUUUUUCUGCUUUACAUUUUUGUUUUUAUAGUCCGUUCACUCAUCGCUUGAGUAGACAUACACGAUGAAUAACAACUUAACAAGCCUGUUAUAAUGUGAAAAUGUGUUCAGUCUUCACUGCAGGGCCCAGUGGUGCUUAUCACGGUCUGCCAAUUCAACUCAUUUAUACUACUAAAUAAAGCUAGAAGAUGUAAAAUGG
Salvelinus namaycush (lake trout) is the source of this 2467-nucleotide messenger RNA. Its product is annotated as protein NDRG3-like. NCBI's taxonomy places the organism in Eukaryota, Metazoa, Chordata, Actinopteri, Salmoniformes, Salmonidae. The record is from RefSeq and is a predicted model, not a curated record. The transcript has 15 exons. The coding region runs from base 145 to 1260 and encodes 371 amino acids. Gene Ontology annotation, cellular component: cytoplasm. Gene Ontology annotation, biological process: signal transduction.